Impatiens glandulifera is the source of this 2814-nucleotide messenger RNA. RefSeq names its product probable GTP diphosphokinase RSH2, chloroplastic. Lineage: Eukaryota; Viridiplantae; Streptophyta; Magnoliopsida; Ericales; Balsaminaceae. Gene Ontology annotation, biological process: guanosine tetraphosphate metabolic process. The record is from RefSeq and is a predicted model, not a curated record. Bases 376 to 2505 code for a protein of 709 amino acids. The transcript has 6 exons. Gene Ontology annotation, cellular component: chloroplast.
GAAAUAUCUUUUCUCUGAAGUCGACUGUUUCUCCCUCCCUCCGUCCCUCUUCACCACAAUUCUCGACGUCUUUGACCGUCUUUCUCCCAAAAUUAAGCCUCGAGGUUAAAUAAAUUUCUCCCAAAAAACUCCAAAAAAACUUAGCUUUCCCGGCGUCCUAAUUCUCAACCCAUAUAGCUUGUACAUACUGUAUACGAUUCUUCUCAAUCCCAAAUCCCAAAUUGCUUUUUGAUUCUUCUUCUUCAUUCCUUCCUUCCUUGAUUCUUUCAUGUCCUGAAUCUGGGUUUCCACUAAAAACCCAUUUGUUAUUUAAUUGAUAUCAGAUCACAUAGGUGAAUAAAGCUUGAAGAUUUUCUAUUUCAACCAUCAAUCAUCAUGGCCGUCCCGACGAUUGCUCUCUAUGCAACCCCACCGGGUACCGUCUGUUCCACUCCUUACCCAUCUUACGAUUUCGAUUUAACCGGCCGAUCGCCGUCUUCAACUUCCUGUCCUUCCUCAUCCUCUCAAAAACCCACAAUCGGCGGACUUUCUUGCUUGUUUUCAUCCCCACCAAUUAAGCAUGUAUGUUCGUCGACCUACUCGACUGGCGUUGAAGAUUUGGGUUCGAUACGUCACGAAAGAGGCGACGAGUUCUGUAGUUCGUCUAGCUAUUCGCCAUAUACGUCGUUAGGUUCGUGUCUGAAGAGAGAUCAGAGCCCGAUAUCGGUUUUCCAGAAUCCAUUUUCUUGUAACAGUAACAUAAUUGGGUCUUCGAGAAGCUCUCCGAUGAGAAUUGGGAGAGAAAGGUAUUCUGGGGAUUUGAAUUUGGGUGGAUCGAGUGGUGGGUUGAUGUUUAGGGGGUUUGUUAGGCAUGCAUUUGGGUCUAUUGUUGAUUAUGACUCUCCUGCUGCUCGAAUGAAUGGUGUAUCAUUGGAUUUGGAUGUUGUUGAACUUCCUUUUAAUAUGGAUGAUGCUAUUUUGGAAGGAAGUUCAAAUGAUUAUGCUAAGUGUCUUCUAUUCGAUGCACAGUCGAAGCACGAGAUUUUCUACGAGGAUUUGGUUGUUAAAGCUUUUUAUGAAGCCGAGAAAGCUCAUAGAGGACAGAUGCGAGCAAGUGGCGAUCCCUACUUAAAGCACUGCAUUGAAACAGCUAUUAUCCUUGCAAGUAUCGGUUCUAACUCCAUAGUGGUGGCUGCUGGCCUCUUACAUGACACUCUUGACGAUUCUCUUAUGACUUAUGACAACAUUCUUCGUAACUUUGGAGCUGAAAUAGCUGAUUUGGUUCAAGGGGUAUCGAAACUAAGUCAAUUGAGUAAGCUUGCACGUGAGAACAACACUGCUUAUAAAACUAUUGAGGCAGAUAGGCUACACACCAUGUUCCUUUCAAUGGAAGAUGCAAGGGCUGUCCUCGUUAAACUGGCUGAUCGGUUGCAUAAUAUGAAGACACUUCAAGCGCUGCCAUUGCUUAAACAACAAAGGAUUGCAAAGGAAACAUUGGAGAUAUUUACUCCCUUGGCUAAUCGGUUGGGGAUUUCUAGUUGGAAAGAGGAACUUGAAAAUCUUUGUUUUAAGUAUCUUUAUCCACAAGAACAAAGAGACCUGUCUUCCAAACUUUUGAAUUCGUUUGAUGAGGAAAAGAUUUCUUCAGCUAAAGAGAGAUUAGAAGGGGCUUUAAAAGAUGAAUGCAUUUCUUACCAUGUUAUUUUGGGAAGGCAUAAGAGCUUGUAUAGCAUUCACACCAAAAUGAUCAAAAAGAAGCUGAAGAUGGAUGAAAUUCAUGAUAUUCAUGGUUUACGGUUGAUAGUUGAAAAAGAAGAAGAUUGUUACAGCGCACUGAAGGUUGUUCAUCGGUUGUGGCCUGAGGUGUCCGGGAAAUAUAAGGACUAUAUAAAUCAUCCAAAAUUCAAUGGGUAUCAGUCGCUCCACACGGUUGUAAUGGGUGAAGGCAAUGUACCUCUUGAAGUUCAGAUUCGGACAAAAGAGAUGCAUUUGCAAGCCGAGAUAGGUUUUGCUGCUCAUUGGAGGUACAAGGAAGGAGACAACCAAUACUCGGCGUUUGUACUUCAAAUGGUUGAGUGGGCCCGAUGGGUCGUCUCCUGGAAGUGCCUGACAGCCGUCAAUAAUCAAGACGAUUCAAAGAAACCAUCUUGCAAAUUUCCUUCUCAUGCCAAAGAUUGCCCUCAUUCAUAUAUACCCAACUGUGGUAACAAUGGACCUGUUUUCGUGGUGAUGGUUGAAAAUGAAAAGAUGUCAGUGCAAGAACUAGCGGCAAAUUCAACCAUUCAAGAUCUUCUUGCAAGAGCUGGUAGGGGAAGCUUCGGGCGCUCUCCAUAUGGAUUUCCAGUUAAGGAAGAAUUACGCCCUAGGCUGAAUAGACAACAUAUAAACGAUCCAACCUAUAAGCUGAAAAUGGGAGACAUGGUGGAGUUGACCCCGGCUAUACCUGACAAGUCAUUGACGGAAUAUAGAGAAAAAAUUCAGCGAAUGUAUGAAAGACGUUUCUCUGCCUCAACCAGUUUGCUCUAAAACUUCCCCGAAAACAAAACAUGGUGGUGGGCAGAAAAGAAAAAAGAAGAAAAAAAAGGGGUCAUAAUCUACCAUAUUCUUCUUGUUGUUCUUCAUUCAUUAUUUAUAUUAAUGACAAAAUGCUCAUUAUAAAAAAAAAUUGUUUAUUUGGGGGGAGAUUUAGGGAAGGAAGGAAGGAUUGGAGGGAAGAAGCAUUAUUGUGAUUUGUUUGAUACUUGUUCAUAAAAAAAUGCAAAUUGAACUUGUGUUACAUGUACAUUGAAGUUGAUGUAUUGGAAUGAUAGAAGAAUAUAGCUUGACUUAAUCUAA